Molecule: messenger RNA, 1292 nt
Organism: Heteronotia binoei (common prickly gecko)
Lineage: Eukaryota; Metazoa; Chordata; Lepidosauria; Squamata; Gekkonidae
Product: DNA-binding protein SMUBP-2-like
Exons: 7
Coding region: 224-1288 (354 amino acids)
Molecular function (GO): 5'-3' DNA helicase activity; RNA binding
Source: RefSeq, a predicted model, not a curated record
GCGCCACUGCCAUCACUGUCUCCCACUCGCCUCUUCCCCCCCCCCCCCGUCCUAGCAACGGAAGCGGAAGUGCAAUAUGAGGGGAGAAUGAGGAGCCUCCGCCUACUGGGGCCGGGAGGAAGCACGCGCCGGGCUGCAGAGGGCCGCCGUGGCACUUCUGAGAGUUGCUGCUGCUUCCAAGGGUACUGAGAAGUCCUGGAGAGACGCACCUGCAGUCGAGACGAUGGGAACUGUAGUUCAGGAUUUUGUCUCGCACCAGCUGGUGUUGUUACAGGAAGAAAGAGAGGCCGAGAUAUCGGAAGCCAGGGUGUGGCAGGAAAGUAUCUCCUUGAAAGAACUGCAGCGCAGAGGAGUCUGCUUGCUGAAGCUUGAAAUAGCCAGUCAGAGAACUGGGUUGUAUGGCCAGCUGCUUGUAACUUUCCAGCCUAGAAAGCAUGGCUCGGAACUUUCAGAGCUGCCUUGUAACCGUUUUGGGCCUGGUGACAUUGUGGGGCUAUAUGAAAUGGAUGGCCAAAAGGAUCAACUGGCCACAGGAAUUGUCACCCGCAUGGCCCCCAAGUUAAUUACAAUUGCAGUUGAUGAGCCCCAUAAUAGCCCUGUGAGCCUGGACCAAGAGAAUUCUUAUCGUCUGCUGAAACUUACCAAUGAUGUUACGUAUAAGAGACUUAAAAGGGCUUUAAACACACUCAGUCAGUAUCACUCUGGCCCAUCAUCUGGUCUUAUUGAUGUCCUCUUUGGUACUUCUGAACCUAGUGACUCCAGUGAUACAAGGCUACUGAAGUUCUACAAUGAAUCACUGGAUGCCUCCCAGAAGGAGGCUGUUCAGUUUUCAUUGGCACAGAAGGAGCUUUCUAUCAUCCAUGGACCACCUGGAACAGGCAAAACAACAACUGUGGUCGAAAUAAUACUCCAAGCUGUGCAGCAAGGCCUGAAAGUCCUGUGCUGUGCUCCAUCUAACAUUGCUGUGGACAACUUGGUUGAAAAACUUGCUGGCCAUAAGGAGCGGAUACUACGCCUUGGUCACCCAGCUCGCCUUCUGGAGUCAAUACAGCACCAUUCCCUGGAUGCAGUCUUGGCACGUGGGGAUAAUGCCCAGAUUGUAGCAGAUAUCAGAAAGGAGAUAGACCAAGCAUUUGCAAAAACAAAAAAGACCCAUGACAAAGGAGAGAGAAGCCAUUUUCUAAAUGAGAUUAAGACGCUGAGGAAAGAACUGAAGGAGCGAGAGGAAAUCGCUAUGUCUGAAAUCCUGACACGGGCUAAUGUUAUUCUUGCAACAAACACAGGUUAGAUAA